Lepus europaeus (European hare) is the source of this 3159-nucleotide messenger RNA. RefSeq names its product solute carrier family 9 member A7 (gene SLC9A7). NCBI's taxonomy places the organism in Eukaryota, Metazoa, Chordata, Mammalia, Lagomorpha, Leporidae. Bases 1 to 2181 code for a protein of 726 amino acids. The record is from RefSeq and is a predicted model, not a curated record. Gene Ontology annotation, biological process: regulation of pH; proton transmembrane transport; sodium ion transport. Gene Ontology annotation, molecular function: sodium:proton antiporter activity. The transcript is spliced from 17 exons. Gene Ontology annotation, cellular component: membrane; recycling endosome.
AUGGAGCCUGGUGACGCGGCGCGCCCGGGCCCGGGGCGGGUAGUUCGGGCGCUGCGGCCGCGGCUGCUCUUGCUGCCGCUACUGCCACUGCUGCUGGGUCGGGGGCUGCGUGCCGGGGCCGCGGCCUCCUCCUCUGGGGCGGCGGCCGAGGACAGCAGCGCCAUGGAGGAGCUCGCCACGGAGAAGGAGGCGGAGGAGAGCCACCGGCAAGACAGCGUGAGCCUGCUCACCUUCAUCCUGCUGCUCACGCUCACCAUCCUCACCAUCUGGCUCUUUAAGCACCGCCGGGUGCGCUUCCUGCACGAGACCGGGCUGGCCAUGAUCUACGGCCUCAUUGUUGGGGUGAUCCUGAGAUACGGCACCCCUGCCACCAGUGGCCGUGACAAGUCCCUGAGCUGCACUCAGGAAGACAGGGCCUUCAGCACCUUGUUAGUGAAUGUCAGUGGGAAGUUUUUCGAAUACACCCUGAAAGGAGAAAUCAGCCCUGGCAAGAUCAACAGUGUGGAGCAGAAUGACAUGCUGCGGAAGGUGACAUUUGAUCCAGAGGUAUUCUUCAACAUUUUGCUGCCUCCAAUUAUUUUCCAUGCUGGAUACAGUCUCAAGAAGAGGCACUUUUUCAGAAAUCUUGGGUCUAUUCUGGCCUAUGCCUUCUUGGGGACUGCUGUUUCCUGCUUCAUUAUUGGAAAUCUCAUGUAUGGUGUGGUGAAGCUCAUGAAGAUUGUGGGACAGCUCUCAGACAAAUUUUACUACACGGAUUGUCUCUUUUUUGGAGCAAUUAUCUCUGCUACUGACCCGGUGACUGUGCUGGCGAUAUUUAAUGAACUGCACGCCGACGUGGAUCUCUAUGCACUUCUGUUUGGAGAAAGUGUCCUGAAUGAUGCUGUGGCCAUUGUGCUGUCCUCGUCUAUUGUUGCCUACCAGCCCGCGGGGCUGAACACUCACGCCUUUGAUGCUGCUGCCUUCUUUAAGUCAGUUGGCAUUUUUCUGGGUAUAUUCAGUGGCUCUUUUACUAUGGGAGCUGUGACUGGUGUUGUGACCGCUCUUGUGACCAAGUUUACCAAGCUGCACUGCUUCCCCUUGCUGGAGACGGCGCUCUUCUUCCUCAUGUCUUGGAGUACGUUUCUUCUGGCCGAAGCCUGCGGAUUUACAGGUGUUGUAGCUGUCCUUUUCUGUGGGAUCACUCAAGCCCACUACACCUACAACAAUCUGUCAGUGGAAUCGAGAAGUCGAACGAAGCAGCUCUUUGAGGUGUUACACUUCCUGGCAGAGAACUUCAUCUUCUCCUACAUGGGCCUGGCACUGUUUACCUUUCAGAAGCACGUUUUCAGCCCCAUUUUCAUCAUUGGCGCUUUCGUUGCCAUCUUCCUGGGCAGAGCUGCACAUAUCUAUCCACUCUCCUUCUUCCUCAACUUGGGCAGAAGGCAUAAGAUUGGCUGGAAUUUCCAACACAUGAUGAUGUUUUCAGGCCUCAGGGGAGCGAUGGCAUUUGCAUUGGCUAUCCGCGACACAGCAUCCUACGCUCGCCAGAUGAUGUUCACCACCACUCUCCUCAUCGUCUUCUUCACUGUGUGGAUCAUUGGUGGAGGCACGACUCCCAUGUUGUCAUGGCUUAACAUCAGAGUUGGCGUCGAGGAGCCCUCCGAAGAGGACCAGAAUGAUCGCCGCUGGCAGUACUUCAGAGUUGGUGUUGAUCCAGACCAAGACCCACCACCCAACAAUGACAGCUUUCAAGUCUUACAAGGGGACGGUCCAGAUUCUGCUGGAGGGAACCGGACAAAACAGGAGAGUGCAUGGAUAUUCAGGCUGUGGUACAGUUUUGACCACAAUUACUUGAAGCCCAUCCUCACUCACAGCGGCCCCCCUCUGACCACCACUCUCCCUGCGUGGUGUGGCUUGCUAGCUCGCUGUCUGACCAGUCCCCAGGUGUACGAUAACCAAGAGCCACUGAGAGAGGAGGACUCUGAUUUCAUCCUGACCGAGGGUGACCUCACCUUGACCUACGGGGACAGCACAGUGACUGCGAAUGGCUCCUCAGGCUCCCACACAGCCUCUACAAGUCUGGAGGGCCGGAGAACAAAGAGCAGCUCUGAGGAAGUGCUGGAGCGAGACCUGGGAAUGGGUGACCAGAAGGUUUCGAGCCGGGGCACCCGCCUAGUGUUUCCAAUGGGGGAUAAUGCGUGACAUUCCCCCAAACCUGGAAGCAAUGGGGUAAGCCCCUAGUGGGGUGAGGAUGGCCACAAGCUCCUGUGGUGUUUGAGGUUGGGGCAUUGACUGGAUAGAAAUAAUGCUUCUGUUUUUACUGGGGUCUGAAACUAUCUUACUUAAAAUUCAUCCCAAGACACAGAUGGUGAAGCUAAGGUAUCUCUAAAUUAAGACAAACACAGCCCUAUUCCUACUUUUUUACCUAGUAGUGCGCUGUUUCAGAGUUAAACAAACAUAGCAUGCUUUAAUGGUCUCUCAAUUCAUUCGCCUGCAGCAUCUGAAGAAGGUGGGGCAGGCGUUGGGGACUCCUCCCUCAGAGACGUCAUCUCCAGACACAGCAGUGCUAGGCUAGCUGGCACUAAAAAUAACAAGUUAGGGGAGAACAGGCUAGAAGAAAGAUUGCAAAGGAAGGCAUAUAAAAUUGGACCCUGUAGGACGAUGGAAAUCUGGUGUUACAUGGGACAGAAAACGUGGAAAAGCAAUUUGAGCGGAGAUGCCAGCGACAAAGGCCACUGACUACAUCCUCAUUCAUAUCAAGAUUCUUGACUUUUUAUGUUACUUGUGUUUCUUCUAGACUGAAGAGAAUAUAUAUCCAUGAACAUCCAACAUGAGGGAAUUAUAAUUCUUUAUCUAGAAAUUUCCAUAAAGAAAAAGUUAUUGAAAUGUUUAAAACCAAAGGCAAAUAGUAUCACACUGUUUUUGUUGUAAUUAAUCUAAGGACAAGGAGGUAUUUAAAAACUGAUGAUGAUGUCAUUACAGAACUCACUCAACUUUUGACAGCUACUGCCUGGGAAAUGAUUACUAGGACUGAAGUGUCUACUGGGAUUUCAAAAUAACACCAAAAUGUGUAGGAUGCUUUUAUCUGGGAAGGAGAUGUCAACAAGAAACCUAAAAGGCAAUCGACUAGUAUUCAGAGGGAAAGUAAUCUCAGUGCAAAAAAAAAAAAAAAACUACAAA